ACAGUUUUGACCUUGUGUGUCUCCUUCAAACGGACGAACUAUCCACCCCCGUUCUCUCCACAGGCGAUAAUGGUUUCAGGUGCUGCGGCAGCUGCUCUCCUCAGCUUCCAUUCUCCCUUCAAGCUGCGCCACUCGGAGGCGCACCAAUCCCCCCUCCCUUGCUUCCCCAAGAGGAUUGACAGGUUAUCACCUUCUGGAGCUGCGACUGAAUCCGAUCUCUCAGCUGCCUCCUCCGGCGCUCUUGCUGCAACCGCUGCUGCGCCUGAAGCGCUGAGUUCACAUCGCGGUAGCAUCGCUUCUGAUCUUGAAAGCUUAUGCAAACAAGGUAGAAUAGAGGCGGCCUUUGAACUCAUCGAUCGGAUGGGGAAACGUGGGAUGCCAGUUCAACCCGGCGAUCUUGCUCUGCUGCUCGAAGCUUGCGUCCAGUCGCGGUCGAUUGCCCUCGUCAGGAGAGCUCAGCGACGGAUUAUGAGAACUUCGUGGAAAUCCUUCAAGCCAAUCGUCGACCAAUUGGCCUGUGUCUAUUGUAAGCUGGGCAGCGCCGAAGACGCGCGCCGCGUGUUCGACGAAAUGGUCGUUCGUCCCGGACUGGCCAGUAAAGGCGAGGCGGACCCCAAGAGGAGGGAGGCGUACGAGAAAGUGCAACGGUUGCAUGAGGAGAUGAGAGCGGCAGGGUACGUGCCGGACACGAGGUUCGUGCUGCACGACAUCGACGAGGCGGCGAAGGAGCAGGCACUGAUGUACCACAGCGAGAGACUGGCCAUCGCCUACGGCCUCAUCAGCACGCCGCCGGGCACCACGCUCAGGAUCAUGAAGAACCUCAGGAUCUGCGGGGACUGCCACAACGCCGUCAAGCUCAUCUCCAAGAUCGAGGGGCGGGAGAUCAUCGUGAGGGACAACAAGCGGUUCCACCACUUCAGGGAUGGUGUCUGCUCCUGCAGAGACUACUGGUGAACACGUAUCUGCUAUCGUUUAUGUGACGCACUUUUGACGGACUAAUUAUAUAUUAGGAACUACCUUUUAUCAUUA
Musa acuminata AAA Group (dessert banana) is the source of this 1029-nucleotide messenger RNA. RefSeq names its product pentatricopeptide repeat-containing protein At2g22070-like. NCBI's taxonomy places the organism in Eukaryota, Viridiplantae, Streptophyta, Magnoliopsida, Zingiberales, Musaceae. The record is from RefSeq and is a predicted model, not a curated record. Gene Ontology annotation, molecular function: protein binding; zinc ion binding. The transcript has a single exon. The coding region runs from base 70 to 954 and encodes 294 amino acids.